Puccinia triticina is the source of this 2310-nucleotide messenger RNA. RefSeq lists its product as uncharacterized. NCBI's taxonomy places the organism in Eukaryota, Fungi, Basidiomycota, Pucciniomycetes, Pucciniales, Pucciniaceae. Gene Ontology annotation, molecular function: protein binding. The record is from RefSeq and is a predicted model, not a curated record. The transcript has 5 exons. The coding region runs from base 1 to 2310 and encodes 769 amino acids.
AUGUCUUCCUCCUCAACCCACCACCGCCACCACCAACACAGCCGAUACUCACCCGGCUCGAUCGUCUCAGCACCUCGUCAGUUGCUCACCUCACUCGCACCCCAGCUGAUGUCCCAUCGGAUCCUAAGCUCAAACCAUCCCUUCACUUCCUCGCUGCUCAACCAACCAUCAUCAUCCAGCAUCAAGCCGCCACCGCCAAUCGAUCUCGUCAAGGUACUCCGUCUACUCCUGCCUCCAUCACUCGGCGGCCGCUCGGGCCUCCAGCUUAGCGACCUGCUGAUCACCGAUCCCAAUCAAAUCAACCAGCUCCUCGCACUCGACCUUCCCCCUCCUCACGCGCAUCCAUCCUCAUCAUCACCAUCAUCGCCCGCUCCAUCAUCAGAUAUAUCCCUCAUCGAUGGAUUCCAGGCAACCCUCCCCUCAUCUGUCGAAUCAAAACUCAACAGACGUCGGAGAAGAGCCGAAAUCGGCCACAAACUACUCGGACUCGAUCGAGCCGAUCACCCACACCCAAUCUCACUUCGUCUCAAGGACAAACUGGAUGCCGAGAGAGGACUGAUCCAACACGAAAAUACUGCCAGUCAUCGCAGAAAAUCUUCAACCGGCUAUGCCGAUCGUAAUCCAAACCCGACCAAGAGACCGACGCGACGGCGAAAGACGGACCAUGCCAUGAUCGGCCUCUCUAAAACGCAACCAUUAUCCAAACCAGAUGCUCAGAAUCUACAGGGGAUCAAAGAGAUGAUACCAGAACUGAAGUUGGAACUGGCCGAGAUCGUCCAAGAUCGCGAAAACUUGCAGAUUCGUAAAGAACUGAUCUCCAAGGACUUGAACGAGAUCGACCUCAAGAUACUCAAGCUAAAUCAACUCAAAGAAGAUUUUGAGAGAUCCAUGCUGGCCUUAAAAGAAGAGGAACUAGAACUGAUCGACGAAUACGAGGGUGUUAGCGAUCGACUGGUCGAAAUACAGGAAAGCUUGCCGCUGCUCAACCACGAACUGGCCCAACCUACAGGCCGAGAACCAAGGAUCUCAUCAACUAACUCCCGAAGACGCCGCGGCCCGGCCUUCUUACCCUCCGAACACGACGAGCUGCCCAAGAAUGUCUCAUUUAUGACCCUCAGAGGUCACACUCAAGCCAUCCUCGCACUCGACUUCUCCACUCCAUACGGUCAUCUCGUUAGCUCAUCCCUCGACGAAUCACUCCAACUUUGGGAUCUUGCCACUGGAGAAUCAAUUCGAACUUUGAAGGGCCAUAAUGGGAUGGUCAAGUGCUUACAGGUCGAGGAUAUGACAUGCAUCACCGGGGGUGCUGACGGACAGAUCCGGGUGUGGAACCUUGAUCGAGCACUCGACAUGGAUUACAAUCUGGAAGGAAGCUUGACUGAGGGUGAACAGAUCGUAUCAAAUGAGACAGCUGGUGUCAGUCCGACUGAUAACAGUCAUCUUCCCAACCAAGAUGCCUCAAAACUUGACCCAUGCGUGACGAAAUUAGAGGGUCACAGUCGCUCGGUCACUGCUCUGUAUUUUGAUGAUGCAUGUCUCGUCACCGGCUCAUCCGAUAAAACCAUCAGACAAUGGGAUCUUAAUACUGGCCAAGCGGUGAUGACGAUGGAUAUCCUCUGGGCUAUGCAAAACCCACCCCUUCCCACGACCAAGCUAUCUGCCAGGCGUCAGUUUAGAAAUCCUAGCUCGACCAUCAGUGAUUUCGAGUUUGGUCCUAGCAACUAUUCACCCUCUGCCAGUAGUUGGAGUGAUAGAUCGCGUCGACCAACUCUAUUGAGUAACUAUCGGCCCGACGGCGAAUCGGUCGAAGAGCCUCGACUGCUAGAUACCAUGAAUCAGCUCGAUGAACUGUCGCUUACGCAUGAGGACUACAUUGGUGGAAUUCAGUUCUGGGGAUAUGCCUUGGCUAGUGGCAGUGGUGAUGGAUGUGUACGGAUGUGGGACAUGCGAACUGGCCAAGCCCACCGCACAUUGGUUGGUCACACUGGUCCGAUUACUUGCUUACAAUUCGACGAAAUCCAUCUGGUCAGCGGGAGCACAGACAAGUCCAUCAAGAUUUGGGAUCUUCGAACGGGGGUAGUGAGCGAGACGAUUAAGUAUAGCCAUCCGAUCACUGCUCUGCAGUUUGAUAGCCGAAAAAUUAUGUGUGCAGCUGGUGAUGCGACAAUCAAUGUCUAUAAUCGGACGACUUUGCAACGAUCGAGUCUCAGUCUCAAUGGCCAUACGGAUACCGUCGAGCGCCUUCGCUACUUUGAUCGAUAUAUGGUCACCGGUUCAAAAGAUAAUACAAUCAAGGUCUGGUCAAUUUGA